Penaeus indicus is the source of this 10629-nucleotide messenger RNA. Its product is annotated as dynein axonemal heavy chain 3-like. Gene Ontology annotation, molecular function: dynein light intermediate chain binding; dynein intermediate chain binding; minus-end-directed microtubule motor activity. Gene Ontology annotation, cellular component: dynein complex. Bases 1 to 10629 code for a protein of 3542 amino acids. The transcript has 66 exons. Gene Ontology annotation, biological process: microtubule-based movement. The record is from RefSeq and is a predicted model, not a curated record. NCBI's taxonomy places the organism in Eukaryota, Metazoa, Arthropoda, Malacostraca, Decapoda, Penaeidae.
AUGAAGCAGGAUUUUGCCCUUAUUGAUGACAGUGUAAACGAUGUACAAAUUUCUCUUGUCGAUAUACAAAUAUCCCAAAUUUUCGGUCGCGUCCCUGAAGACCAGGUGUCCCUGAUAAACCGGAUGUACGCGUGGCCCCACAAGAUCCAGGAGGACUUUCGUCUGGCGGAGGCGAGGCUCUCCCACAAGAGGGACGUGAAGGAGACGGCUCUCAAGGCACGGGUCGCCACCUUCGAAAACACGCUGACCGUGUACCACAAGGAGCUGGAGGACCUGCGCGGCCGAGACAACUUCAUCAUGAAGGAAAUCCGCGUCGACACCAUGAAGAGGAACGUGGAGCUGCUCGACCGCCUCACCACGCAGCUGCAGGACGCCAAGGCCGAGCUGCAGAGACCACGUGUAUGCCUAUUUGUCCCCCACUUUCCAAACUCGAAUUCAGCAAAGGCACGCGAGUUCUCGGAGCACACUUGUGCUCGGAGAUUCUCGGGAGAGAGUUAUGACUCACAGCCGAUUCAAGCAUUCGGCAUUAACGAGGAGCAGAGUCUGCUGAGCUGGGAGAUGACCAAAUUCCCGCUCCUGCAGGCGAUGGUGGCACAGAAGGAGCCGUAUGACAAGCUGUGGCACACCACCUACGAUUUCCACCAGAAGUAUGAGCAGUGGUAUAACGGUCCCUUCGCCGGGCUGGACGCGGAGGCCAUCAACGAGGAGGUGGAGGCCAUGUGGAAGACCAUGUUCAAGCUCACCAAGACGUUCAUGGACCAGGUUGGCUCUCGUCGCGUGGCAGAGUACGUGAAAGAGCGUAUCGAGAAAUUCCGUCUUCACGUGCCGGUCUUGCAGUGCAUUUGCAAUCCCGGCUUGAGAGAGCGCCACUGGGACCAGCUGAGCGAGCACCUGGGGACGGAGCUGAACCUGGCGCCCGAGACGUCCCUGGGAGACAUGAUCGAGGCCGGCCUGCCCUCGGUGCAGAGGAAGCUGGAGGAGAUCAGCCACGCGGCCUCCAAGGAGUUCAGCCUCGAGAAGGCCCUCGAGAAGAUGAAGGGCGAGUGGGCCAACGUCGUGUUCGAGUUCAAGCCCUGGAGGGAGACGGGCGUGAGCAUCCUGGCCGCCGUGGACGACAUCCAGGUGCUGCUGGACGAGCACACGCAGAAGGUGCAGACGAUGCGCGGCUCGCCCUACGUCAAGCCCUUCGAGGCCGAGAUCCGCGCGUGGGAGGAGAAGCUGCUGUCCAUGCAGGACAUCCUCGACGCCUGGAUCAAGUGCCAAGUGACGUGGCUGUACCUGGAGCCGAUCUUCUCGUCCGAAGACAUCAUGAAACAGAUGCCUGUGGAAGGGCGCAAGUUCACCCGCGUCGACGCCACCUGGAGGGAGCUCAUGGGCACGGCGGUGAAGGACCCUCACGCCCUCGUCGCCACGGAGCAGCCGAACAUGUUGCCGAGAUUGCACGAAUGCAACCGCUUGCUGGAGGAGAUACAAAAAGGACUCAAUGAUUACUUGGAGAAAAAGCGCCUGUUCUUCCCAAGAUUCUUCUUCCUGUCCAACGACGAGCUGCUGGAGAUCCUGUCCGAGACGAAGGACCCCCAGCGCGUGCAGCCUCACCUCAAGAAGUGCUUCGAGGGCAUCAGUUCCCUGCACUUCUCGCCGCAGCAGGAGAUCGAGGGCAUGAUCUCCGCAGAAGGGGAGCUCGUCCAGUUCAGCAACCGGGUCAUUCCUGCCAAAGCGCGGGUGAGGAAGAGGAAUGGCCUGGUGGAGAGGUGGCUGGUGGAGGUGCAGGAGAUGAUGGUCCAGAGCGUGCAGGACGUGACCAUCCGCGCCGUCGAGAACCACCCACUCUCGGCCCACCAGCAGUGGAUCACGCAGUGGCCCUCGCAGGUGGUGCUCACGGUGGCGCAGAUCGUGUGGACGAGCGAGAUCACCAACCUGCUUCCCAAGGGAGGGCUCAAGGGUUACUUGGACGUGUGCAACACCCGCGUGGACGAAGUCGUGGCCAUGGUGCGCGGGAAGCUCGAACACGGCACUCGCCUCACGCUCGGCUCGCUCAUCGUUACCUACGUCCAUGGGCGCGACGUCGUCCAGGAGCUGAUCAGGAAAAACGUUUCGUGCGACAAGGACUUCUCGUGGGUGGCUCAGCUGCGGUACUACUGGGUUAACGAACUCGUGCAGGUGGACAUGAUCACGACGCGCCUCCAGUACGGCUACGAGUACCUGGGCAACACCUCCAGGCUGGUCGUCACUCCCCUCACCGAGCGCUGUUUCAGGACUCUCAUGGGCGCCCUCAACAUGCACCUGGGCGGAGCUCCUGAAGGCCCGGCGGGCACGGGCAAGACGGAGACGUGCAAGGACCUGGCCAAAGCAGUGGCCAAGCAGUGCAUCAUUUUCAACUGCUCGGAAGGAUUGGACUACAAGGCAAUGGCCAAGUUCUUCAAGGGUCUGGCGCAGAGCGGGGCGUGGGCGUGCUUCGACGAGUUCAACCGCAUGGAGCUGGAGGUGCUGUCCGUGGUGGGCCAGCAGAUCCUGACCAUCCAGGCAGCCGUGGCCAGGAGGGCGCAGCGCUUCAUCUUCGAGGGCGUCGACCUCGUGCUCAACAGGACGUGCAACAUCUUCAUUACGAUGAAUCCCUCUUACAUGGGGCGUCGCGAGCUGCCUGACAACCUGAAGGUGCUCUUCCGGACGGUGGCCAUGAUGGUGCCGGAUUACGUCCUCAUCGCCAAGAUCUCGCUCUUCUCCUUGGGCUUCGUGCAGGCCGACAGUCUAGCGAGGAAGAUCAUAGACACGUACAGGCUUUGCUCGGAACAGCUGUCGUCUCAGCAUCACUACGACUACGGCAUGAGGGCGGUCAAGGCCGUGUUGCUGGCAGCUGCGAACCUCAAGCUGCUUAUGCCUGACCUGCCGGAGUCCCAGGUCGUCCUCAGGGCCAUUCAGGAUGUCAAUCUCCCGAAAUUCCUUGCUCAGGAUAUCCCUCUGUUCGAAGGCAUUGUACAGGACUUGUUUCCCUCUGAGAAGGACGGCGAGAUCACGACGGAUCCAGCGCUGGAGGCUGCGCUCAAGAACACCUUGGCGGAGAAUAACUUACAGGACGUCCCUUACUUCCGCGAGAAGAUGAUCCAGCUGUUCAACAUGAUCCUCGUCCGCCACGGGGUCAUGAUCGUGGGAGAGCCUCUGAGUGGCAAGACGAAGGUGUACCAGGUAAGUUUGGAUUAUAUUGGCGACUUAGAAACUUCGAAGAUGGGCGACGAACGCGGCGUCCAGUUCAAGAUUAUCAACCCUAAGGCCCUCACGCUCGGGCAGCUGUACGGGGCAUAUGACCCCUUUUCCCACGAAUGGUCGGACGGCGUGCUGGCGAAGACCUUCCGCGAGAUGGCGACGUCGAACUCGGAGGAGAGGCGGUGGCUGGUGCUGGACGGGCCGGUGGACGGCGCGUGGGUCGAGAACCUCAACACGGUGCUGGACGACAACAAGAAGCUGUGCCUCAUGUCGGGAGAGAUCAUACAGAUGCCGGGCAGGAUGAGCGUGAUGUUCGAGACCUCCGACCUGGAGCAGGCGUCGCCGGCGACCGUGUCUCGCUGUGGAAUGAUCUACAUGGAGAACAAGCAGCUGGGCUGGAGGCCGCUCAAGGACUCGUACUUGGCGGCCCUCCCCGUGGCGGUGACGGAUCCCGUGAAGGAGAUGGUGAACGAGGUCCUGGAGUGGCUGCUGCCUCCCGUCUACGACUUCGUGAGGAAGAAGUGCAAGUUUAUGAUCCACACUUCAGAGCUUCAUUUGUUUCAGUCCUUCUCCCACCUCCUGGACUCCCUGCUCGACGAGGUCCGAGAAGCCGGGAAGCCCCUUGGACCCAAAAUCUCGGAGGACAAGAUGACGACGCUCCUGCAGUCUCUCAUCGUCUUCACUAUCCCGUGGACCAUCGGCUCCACCAUCACAGGCACGAGUCGACGCCUGUUCGACCAGUACUUCCGGAGCCUGGUGCUCGGCCGCUACGAUCGCUUCGCCAAGCCGGAGUGCUUUAAGCUGACGAAAGGCGGUCUCGUGUAUGACUAUCUGUACGAGCGAGAGACACAGCGCUGGGUGCCCUGGUAUGAUACCAUUGAUAAGGAGAGACUCGUUAUUCCUCCCGACGCUAAGGUCUCGACGCUCCUGAUCCCGACGGCGGAGACAGCGCGCCUUGAGUUCUUCCUGAGGACCUGCUUGGACCAUGAUGUUCCCCUGCUGGUGCUGGGUCCCUCGGGCACGGGCAAGAGCGCCUCCACCACGAGCCUGCUGGUGGAUCUCCCGAAGGACAAGUUCAUCGUCAACAUCGUCAAUUUCUCGGCCAGGACGUCUGCCAGCCAGGCGCAGGAUAUCAUCAUGUCCAAAGUAGACAGGCGGAGGAAGGGCGUGUUCGGGCCGGCCAUGGGCAGGAAGUACGUGGUGUUCAUCGACGACGUGAACAUGCCGCAGAAGGAGCCGUACGGCGCGCAGCCUCCGAUCGAGUUCCUGCGGCAGUGGCUCGACCACAAGCACUUCUACGACAAGAAGGACACGUCCAAGAUUGAGCUCGUGGAUUCGUUAUUCGUGGGCGCCAUGGGUCUCCCGAGCUCCGGCCGCAACACCAUCUGCGGGAGGUUCACGCGGCAUCUCAACGUGAUCUGCAUCGACGAGUUCGACGACGCGACGCUCAACAAGAUCUACGGCUCAAUCGUCAAGUGGCACUUCUCGCAGCACGAGGACGCGGCCAUGCAGAGCCUCGACAAGGCCGUGGUGGAGGCGACGCGGCAGGUGUACAAGCGCACCACCGCGACCUUCCUGCCGACGCCCGCCAAGAGCCACUACGUCUUCAACCUCCGCGACUUCUCCCGCGUCGUCUCGGGCAUCCUCCUCGUGCCCAACAGCGCCCUCAGUUCCUCGGAGAAGCUGGUGCGACUCUGGCUCCACGAAGUCUACAGGGUCUUCCACGACAGACUCUGCGACGACGAGGAUCGACAAAAAUUCCUGGGCAUCGUGCGCGAGGUGGCGGAGUCGGUGUUCGGACAGAAGCUGAGACACGUGUUGGGCCACAUCGUCACCGAAGGGGAAGUCGAGGUCACGCCCGAACACCUCAGCCGCCUUAUCUUCGGAGAUUUCAUGAUUCCUGACGCUGAGACGAAGACUUAUGACGAGAUCCAGAGCAUGAGCGACCUGACCCAGAUGACGGAGAACUACCUGGAGGAGCACAACACCGUCAGCAAGUCGAGCAUGUCCCUGGUCAUGUUUCACUACGUGAUCCAGCACGUGGCGCGCCUCAGCAGGAUCCUGAAGCAGGACUCUGGCCACGCGCUCCUCAUCGGCUUCGCGGGGUCGGGCCGGCAGAGCGCGACGAAGCUGGCCACGUUCAUGGCCAAUUACGAUCUGUUCCAGAUCAAGGCGACGAAGGGCUACGGCGUGGCGGAGUGGCGCGAGGACAUCAAGCGCGCCCUCAUGAAGGCGGGCGGCGAGGGGCGUCCCACCGUGUUCCUCCUGACGGACACCCAGAUCAAGGACGAGGCCUUCGUCGAGGACGUGAACACCCUCCUCAACACGGGGGACUUGCCGAACCUCUAUUCGAACGAGGAGAAGGCGGAGAUCCUCGAGAAGAUCCAGCUGGUGGCGAAGGAGGAGGGCAAGAAAAUGGACGCCUCGCCGCUCACUCUCUACGGAUACUUCAUCGACCGCGUCCGAUCCAACCUGCACCUGGUUCUGGCGGUCUCCCCCGUCGGCGACACCUUCAGGACGAGGCUCAGGACCUUCCCGUCGCUCAUCAACUGCUGCACCACCGAUUGGUUCACCCCUUGGCCCGAGGAUGCCCUGGAGCGCGUAGCCAACAGCCUCCUGCAGGACGCCCAGCUGGAGCCUUCCCUUCUGCAGCGCUGUGUCGACGCCUGCAAGUUCUUCCACCACACCAUGGACGUUCUUGGGGCUAGAUACUACGAGGAGCUUCGGCGCUGGUGCUACGUCACGCCCACGUCGUACCUCGAGCUCGUCCUCACCUUCAGGCAGCUCCUCCUCAAGAAACGCUCGGAGAUCCUCAUGCUCAGGGACAGAUACGUAACGGGCUUAGAGAAGCUGAAAGAAGCCAAGCUCUUGAUCACGGAGCUGCAGGAGGAGCUGAAGAUGCUGCAGCCCCGCCUGGUGGAGACCUCGGCCAACACGGAGGCGCUCAUGAUCAAGAUCGAGCAGGACACCAUCCAGGUCGAGAGGAAGAAGGAGCUGGUGGCGGCGGACGAGGCGGUGGCCAACAGGAAGUUCGCCGACGCGCAGGCCAUCAAGGACGACUGCGAGAAGGAGCUGGCCAAGGCCGUGCCCGCCCUCAACGCCGCCACGGACGCCCUCAACACCCUCAAGCAGGACGACAUCCGCGUGGUGAAGGCCAUGAAGAACCCGCCGUCGGGAGUCAAGCUGGUGAUGGAGGCCGUGUGCGUGAUGCUGGAGGUGAAGCCAGAGCGGAAGCCGGACGCCACAGGAUCCGGCAAGAUGGCAGAGGACUUCUGGGCUCCUUCGCAGAAACUCCUCGGGGACAUGAAGUUCCUGCAGAAUCUCCUGCAGUAUGAUAAGGAGAACAUCCCCACCAAGAUCAUCUCGGUUGUCAGGACCAAAUUCUACUCCCACCCCGACUUCGACCCCAAGAAGAUCCGCAUGGUGUCGAUGGCGUGCGAGGGCCUCUGCCGCUGGGUGCGCGCCAUGGUGGUGUACGACCAGGUCAUCAAGAUCGUGGCCCCCAAGAAGCAGGCUCUGGAGGCCGCCAACUACGAACUGGCGCUGCAGAACGAGAAGCUGGAGGAGAAGAGGAAGGAGCUGAGGGAGGUCACAGACAAGCUCCAGGCCCUCAACGACGAAUUCACCAAGAAGCAGAAGGAGAAGAAGGACCUCGAAGACUCCAUCGUCAGGUGCGAGCAGAAGCGAGACCGGUCCGAGAGGCUCAUCGGCGGCCUCGGAGGAGAGCGAGACAGGUGGAGCGACGCCGCCCAACAGCUGAGUGAGAGUUUGGAGAAUGUUGUUGGCGACGUGCUGAUUGCCGCCGCCGUCGUGUCCUACCUGGGGGUAUUCACCGUCGAUUACAGGGAGGAAUGCCUAGACAAGUGGCACCGCAAAUGUCAGGAACUCGGGAUCUCCUGCAGUGCCAAGUUCUGCCUGUAUGACACCCUGGGGGACGCCGUGCAGAGCAGGACGUGGCAGCUGGCCGGCCUCCCCGUCGACGCCUUCUCGGUCGACAACGGCAUCAUCGUCGCUCACUCACGCCGCUGGCCGCUCAUGAUAGACCCACAGGGCCAGGCCAACAAGUGGAUCGUGAGCAUGGAGAAGGAGAACAAACUGCUUGUGGUGAAGCAGACAGACCCGACGUUCCUGCAGGUGGUGGAGGAGGCGCUGCAGAAGGGUUUCCCGCUGCUUAUCGAGGGCAUAGGGGAGACGCUGGAUCCUGUGUUAGACAACGUGUUGCUGAAACGGACCUUCAAGCAAAACGGGGUCGAGCACGUCGUCCUCGGCGACCACUCCGUCGAGUACCACAAGGACUUCCGCCUCUACGUCACCACGCGCCUCGCCAACCCACACUUCCUGCCCCAAGUCACCAAUAAGGUCGUCCUCCUCAACUUCCUAAUCACGCGCCUGGGCUUAGAGAACCAGCUGUUGGGGCUGGUGGUGGCGCACGAGAGACCGCAGCUGGAAGAGCGCAAGAACCGGCUGCUGGUGGAGUCGGCGCACAACCGGAGGGCGCUGCAGAAGACGCAGGAGAAGAUCCUCGAAGUGCUGUCCACCGCCGGCCAGAAUUUGCUGGAGGACGAAAAAGCUAUCGAUAUCAUGUCUUCUAGUCGGGUCCUGUCAGAAGAGAUCUCGGCGAAGGAGGAGAUUGUUCAGCAGACGGAGCUCGAGAUUGACGGCGCUCGGUCUGCCUACCAACCUGUGGCCACGCACGCCUCCGUCCUGUUCUUCUGCGUGUCCGACAUGGCAGCUAUAGAACCCAUGUACCAGUACUCUCUGGGUUGGUUCGUUAAUCUCUAUCUGCAGUCCAUCAGAACUUCAGCCACCAGCGAGGACGUCGAGUCGAGGAUCACGCUGCUGAACACCCAUUUGACGAGGGCCGUCUUCCUCUCCGUCACGCGGUCCUUGUUCGAGAAAGACAAACUCCUCUUCUCGUUCAUGCUGUGUGUGAGGAUCCAGCAGGCGGAGAAUAAAAUGGCUGAGGACGUGUGGAAAUUCUUACUGCGAGGAGGCAGAGGCUUGCUAAUGAACCCCCAGGGGGCACCGCCUGCGCCCUGGAUCACGCAGAAGGCCUGGGCGCAGUUGUUCCAGGCAGGGCAGUGUGAAAGUCUGUCGGGCGUGCAUGACCACAUAGCCGAGCAAUCGUGUGCGUGGGAGGAAGUGUACAACUCCCCUGCGCCACAUCGAGCUCCUCUGCCCGCGCCCUUCCACGAGCUCCAGGGACUUCCGAGGGUUGCUCUUGUCAAGUGUCUGCGCCCGGAUAAAGUGACGCUAGCUAUCCAGGACCUCAUCGCGAACCAGCUGGGCGAGGAGUACCUGUCGCCGCCUCCCUUCAGCAUUUCGUCGUCCUAUGAUGACUCGACCUGCCAGACGCCGCUCAUCUUCCUCCUCUCGCCAGGCACCGACCCGCUCACUGCACUCUACAGGUCGCUGGGGGAGGCUUUGUUUAAAAAAAAACAUACAAACGCCCUUCUCCUCCCCCCCCCCUCCCUUCAGGGCGCAGUGGCAGAAGGCGUCAUCCAGAGCGGGGCUGAGCUGGGCUGGUGGGUCGUGCUGCAGAACUGUCAUCUCGCCGACUCGUGGAUGCUGCGUCUCGAGAUGAUCUGCGCCAGCAUCCUCACCGCGGAAUCCACUCAUCCGAGCUUCCGUCUGUGGCUCACGAGUUAUCCGUCGCCGUCCUUCCCUCUCUCGCUGCUCCAGGAAGGCAUCAAGAUGACCAACGAACCGCCUCGAAGCCUCCGCGCCAACCUCCUUAAGUCGUACCACAGCGACCCCAUUAACGACCCAGCGUUCUUCGAGUCGUGCCCCAAGCAGCAGCAGUUUCACCGUCUGCUGUUCGGCCUCUGCUUCUUCCACGCGCUCAUCCAGGAACGCAGGAAGUUCGGGCCCCUCGGCUGGAACGUCCCGUACGAGUUUAAUGAGUCCGACCUGAGGAUCAGUGUGAGGCAGCUGCAGGUGAGGAACGGCUACAAGAUCAGCGCCCUGACGUACCUGACGGGCGAGUGCAACUACGGCGGCCGCGUCACCGACUCCCGGGACCGCCGCCUGCUCGUCUGCCUCCUCGCCAGCUUCUACAACCAGGAGAUCAUCGACGAAGAGGACUACAAGAUCAGCGCCCUGGACGAGUACCGCGUCCCGCCGGCGGGGAGCUGGCAGGACUACGUGGACCACGUGACGCGCCUUCCCCUGUCGGCGCCGCCGGCGGUCUUCGGCCUGCACGAGAACGCUGACCUCGCCAAGGACCACCGGGAGACGGACCAGCUGUUCCGCGGCGUGCUGAGCCUGGAGCCGCACCUGAGCGGGCCUGCGGGCGGCGACGCGGCGGCCACGGUGCUGGACCUGGCGUGCGAGAUCCUGUCGCGCCUGCCGCCGCAGUUCGACCUGGCCCUCGCCGAGCGCAGGCACCCGCUCUGCUACAGGCAGUCGCUCAACACCGUGCUCAAGCAGGAACUCCUCCGCUACAACCGGCUGCUGUCGACGUUGAAGAGCACGCUGAAGGCCGUGAAGAAGGCGGUGAGCGGGGAGAGCCUGAUGUCGGACGCGGUGGAGGCCACGUACCGCUCCCUGGCGCUGGGCCUCAUCCCCGCCGCCUGGGAGGCUCGCUCCUACCCCUCCAGGAAGGGCAUCGCGCCCUACGUCAGUAACUUGCUGCACAGACUGAAAUUCUUCCGGCGGUGGAUAGAGGAAGCCAUACCUGAUAUCUUCUGGUUUUCGGGCCUCUUCUUCCCCUAUACCUUCAUGACGGCGAUACGGCAGAACUACGCCAGGAAACAUAAAAUCCCCAUCGAUAGAAUUCACUUCCAGUUUAAGGUGAUGGACAAAGAGGUGGGCGACAUCCUGGGCGAGUGCAUCCGGCCGAACUUCGUGGAGCUGCCAGAAGUGAUCGAGCAGCUGCCAACGCCGGCGCUGAGGGGCCUUUGUCAGCCUCCGGACACCGACCGGGAAGACGAAUCGCUCCCCGAGAGCAAGGAGGCGCAGCAGGCGGACGACGCGCAGGAGGGCGAGGGCGAGGAGGAAGGCCAGGAGGACGCGAAGGACGCCGGCCAAGAGGACGAGAAAGAGGACGACGUGAUUUACCAGGUCAUUCCUCGACAGGCGGACGAAGGAAUGUAUACAUGGGGCUUCUUCCUGGAGGGCGCGCGCUGGGACCGAGAGCAGCGCUGCCUGGUCGACAUGGUACCCAAGCAGCUUCACGACCAGCUGCCCAUCAUCCUCUUCCAGCCCGCGCCCAUGCCCGAGGAGGACGAGGGAGGACCUGCCGCUGCCGAGGAGGAGGUCCCUGGCAUGUACCGCUGCCCCGUGUACCGCACCAGCGACCGCAGCGGCACCAUCUCCACCACAGGGCACUCCUCCAACUACAUCCUGGAUCUCAUCCUCCCGUCACAGCUCCCGCAGUCCUACUGGGUCGCUCGGGGGGCCGCCGCCCUCACGCAGCUCGACGACUGA